Molecule: messenger RNA, 834 nt
Organism: Trichoderma reesei QM6a
Lineage: Eukaryota; Fungi; Ascomycota; Sordariomycetes; Hypocreales; Hypocreaceae
Product: GPCR, PTH-type
Exons: 3
Source: RefSeq, a predicted model, not a curated record
AUGGAGUCGUCGGCUUCUGCUGCUGCUGCUGCUGCUCCUCCUCAGCCGUCCUUGGUGACCACGACUCUUCUCGCCGUGGCCAUUGUCUUCCCGAUCCUGGGCACCAUCGCCGUUGGGCUGCGGUGCUACACGCGAAUCAUCAAGAAGCAGAAGCUGUCGAGCGAUGACUGGGUUUGCGUCCUGGCCCAGGUGGCAGCGUGGGGAAUCUCCAUCGACAUCUUCGUGGCCGGGGGGCUGGCAGGGGUAGACUACACGUACUCGACUCUGGAUCCCCUCAGUGCGGCCGUCAUUUUCCUUCGUGUAAGUCUUUCUCAUGCUCUCGUCUUUGUCAAGAUUGCCAUUCUGCUCUUUUACUCGCGCAUCUUCACCACCUCCAAGUUCAAGUUGGCCGUGCGAAUCUACGCCGGCAUCCUGUCCGCAUGGUGCGUUGCCAUGAUUGUCUGCCAACUCCUCGCAGCCAACCCCAUCGACGCCGCCUGGAACCCCCUGGCCACCAACCCCCUGCGCUACAACUACAAUGACUUCUCGCUCGCCUUCGCAGGCAUGAGCAUCGUCUUCGACGUCAUCGUCCUCCUGUUCCCCAUCCCCGUCAUCCGCAAGCUGCAGAUGGACCGCGCGCGCAAGCUGCAGGUCCUCGGCAUCUUCUGGCUCGGCCUCUUCUGCUGCAUCUCGUCCGCCGUGCGCUUCUACUACCUCUACUCGGAAAUCAGCCGCACCAUUGCCGCCACCGGGUCGGACCGCUACCUCAACAUGUCGGCCGCCUUCAUCUGGGGCACCAUUGAGCCAAACACCAGCAUCGUCGCCGCCUGCCUGCCGUGCUAUGCGCCGCUGUUU